GGCAGGGCGCGCCUGAUCGGCCCCAGCGCGGGCGGAGGAGUGUGUGGGGGGGGUACCCGGGCUCAGACCUAGACCCAGACCUGGACAGGGACGGCCGCACCCCGCGCCCGCGGCUCCGCCCGGAACCUUCACUCCAGGGAUUGCGGCGCCUGAAAAGCGCAGCUGCAAAAGACGGGUCUUUCCCCACGAAAAUGAAACCGAAGCCGGUCCUGGUCACAUGACAGCAGGCGAGAUAUAUAAGGGGCCGCCUCAGACUCCUGCUCUUGCUUCCAGACCUGCAGCUGGGCAGACGCGGCCUCCAGCAGCCCCCGCCGGAGGCAUGGAGUGUCCUUCGUGCCAGCAUGUCUGCAAAGAGGAAGCCCCCAAGUUCUGCAGCCAGUGCGGACACAGACUGCCUCCUCCUGUGGCCCCCGUGGCAGAUCCCGGGCGCAGUGAUGCUGCAGCGGCCCCGGAGGGCGGCUUGGAGUGUGGGGAGAAGGCGAAGGAGGAAGGGAGCCCUUGCCUGACCCCAGGCUCAGGUGAUUGUCCAGAAAGCCCAGACGAGCCCUGUUCCGAAGCCCCUUGGACUGUCCAGCAGAGCAAAAAGAAGAAAAGGAAGAAUGCUCAGAAGACUUCCGCUUCUGCGGGGCUUGAGUCCUUGCCCCUGUCUCCUUCCAGCCCCCAGAGUCUGAACUUGCCUUCAAACCCUGGGUCCCAGGAUGCAGCCCGGCCCCAAGGCCAAACUCGGCAGGGUAGUCAGACCGGCGAGACUGGCAAGACGCCGCUGGAGGGUGACAGCCCCUCUGCACACGCCCACGGGGAGGUUGGUGACAGCCCCCCGCAGGGUCAGGCUGCGGCAGGACCAGGAGCAGCCACGGGAGGCUCAGCUCAGGGCAGCCCGUCACCCCAGGGCCAAUCAGAAGGGAAGGAUCAGCACCCCAGCCUCCCUGUGGGGGGAUCCCAGGAGGGGGCCAGCCCUACCGCCACCGCUUGUGAAGGCCGCCCUGGGGCUCAAGAUGCUGCCCCCGGGCUCCUGCUGUCUGAGUCAGAAGCCUGCAGCUCUGAGUCCGGGACAGAGCAGCAGACCUCCAGCCAGCAGGCGAGGGACCCAGCCUCUGGGGCAAGUGAUGCUACGGCUGAGCCAGCUGAUCCGGUUGAAGGAGACAGGAAGGAAGUGAAAGACAAGGCUCCAAAGACGAAACAGCCACCAGCAACCACGCCUGCUUCAAAAAGAGAAUGCCAGGAGGCCGAGACCAAGGACGAGGCGGCCGUUGCUGGGGAGAACGCUGCUGAGAAGGAGCGCGGGCAGGGGGGAGGCCCGAAGGAGCCAGAAGGGAACAGCAGAGGCUGUGCCGCGGCUGCGAAGAGCGAGAAGGAGCAGAGCCACCAGAGCGCCAUCCCGCAGGAAGUCACGGCCAGCCCGCUGAGCCCCGGAGAAGGCGUCACGGUGUACUUCCACGCCAUCCUCUCCAAACACUUUGAUUUCAACCCCGACCGCCAUACGUUGUUUGUCCGCGGGGGAGGGGAGCUUGGGCAGCCGCAAUGGAGCAGGCGCGUCUGCGAGCUGCACUGCACCAGGCACCUGCCCGAGGAGGGCUGGCUGGUCGAGGGCAGCGCCGUCAUUUCCAGGCGGCACCUGGACACACCCAUCCCUUACAAGUACGUCGUUGGGCACGACAAGGGCUCUGGGGAGUACGAGUUCAUCUACAAGAUCCCGCAGAAGAAGGGCGAGCACGUCAACCGCUGCCUGUGCAUAAAAUCUUCACUCCUGGGCGCAGGAGAGUGGCAUCAGUACGAUGACAUAAUUUGUAUGAGGCCUCCUGGGACGUUCCAGAGAGUCCUGAACCACAUAACAGAUAUGACGAGGAGGUCGCUGGUGAAAGGGAAGCAGCGGGCCGCCACCGUGAUGCUGGACAGCAUCUUCAGCGUCCUCCAGACCUGGGAUGCCAUCAACUUAAACAGCUUCUUCACCCAGUUCCAGCAGUUUUACUCUGUCGUCCGAGCGCCUAUGAUCUACGAAGGACGGGCACAGCCAUGGAGCGAUUUGCACUAUGGAGAGAAAGAGGUGAAGAAGGACUUGUGGGAGUAUUUGAAAAAGCAAAUGGACCCAUUUCUGGACGGGUCGGGGGACUCUCUGCCUGACGGCCGCCCGGUGAGGAGCAGACUGAGAAUGGGCCUGGUCGUGCUUUUCUCGGUGGAAAAGUUCGGCUUGCCCAUGUCAGAAGAUGACCUGGACUUGCUGUGUCGCAUGCUUGUCCCGGACGCCAGCUCACUGCACGAUCUUCACGACGACCUCAGCCACAUCCUCAGGACAGCUCAGAGCUGGCGCCAGUACCUGGUGGCCCUGUGCCACUCGUGCGUCGACAAGCGGCUGUUCCGCUGGCUGGGCACGCUGCCCGUGCUGCACCACUGUGCGAAGCCGUCCCCUGGAGGGAAGGACACCGGGAGUCGGCCUGAGGACACCUGGGCAGCCCUCGAGGGACUCUCCUUCUCGCAGUUCCGGGAGAAAAUGGCGUUCCGGAGCGAACCACUUAAGUAUGUGGUAGGGAAGAGGCAUUUGCUGAAGGUAGACGAAUAUCUCUUCCGAUCCUGGUUUAGCCUGCUGCCUCUGAGUGACUUGGCUCAGUAUAUGGAGAACUUCGUUGAAUACCUGGGCCAUUUUCCUGCUGGUGUCCUGGACUGUCUUCUGGGGACUUACUACCGGCUGGGAGGACUUUCGAAAAUCUCUUACCAAAAUCUGGAGGAUGUUGAUAGCAUUUUAAAGAUGCUGUUGCACCUCUUGGGCGCUUACCACCACAACAUUCCCGAGGAGACCUUGUCACAGUCCUACCCGGCCGUGUGCCUGAAGCUGCACGAGGCCGUCUGCGGCGUCACCAAUACCGUGGACUUUUAUGAGAUUCCCGCCUUGUCGGCCGAGAUCGUCCGCACUGUUGUCGCUCUUCAGCCCGCCGUGGACUCAGGAGGAUGUGGGAAGGAAGCCGGGAAGAGUUCGGUUCCGACACUCUCCCAGGGGACUCUGGCUACUACUAGAGCUUGGCUCCACAGAAUUCUUAAGAAGAACAUGUUCCAGGAGACACAUUCAUCUGUCUCACUCACUUAUUCCAAGGAAAUCCAGGUCUGGCGGCGGCUGGUGGAAAUAGACUUCCCCGCGGAGCACGGUUGGAAGGAGUCAUUGCUGGGAGACUUGGAAGGGCGGCUCAAACAGGAGAGGCCCCUCUUGCAGAUCCGGGCCUACUGCAGCUCCCGCUGGGACUCCGCGGGCUCCGAGGACGCUGUGGCCAAGACCUUUGAGAAGUGUGUCAUUGAAGCCGUGAGCUCAGCCUGCCAGUCACAGACGAGUAUCCUUGAGGGAGUCUCUUACCACGAUUUGCAGAAAUUCGGCACCCUUGUGUCGGCCGUGAUCACCAAGUCCUGGCCUAGAGACAGAGGGGAGGCCGUGGAUGACCUGGAUGAAAUUUUUAAGCACCUGCUCACGUGGCCGGAUGUGAAGCAUCUUUUCAGACUGUGUGGAACUGAUGAGAAAAUAUUAGCAAAUAUCACAGACGAAGGCAAGAAGCUGAUGGCCACUGCUGACUCUGUGUUGACAAAAGUUGCUGGUGACCUGCUAAACAGGACGGUCCUUGUCGGGCAGCUGGAGCUGAUAAUGAAGCACAAGAAUCAGUUUCUUGACAUCUGGCAACUAAAGGAAAAAUGUCUUUCAUCCCAGGAGAAAUUAGCUGAUAUGAAGAAAGUGCUGGAUUGGAGAAAGGAAGAACUAGAUUUUCUAAAGAAGGAGGAAAGUUACGUUGACGGCCUGCUGAACCUGUGCGAGAGUGUGAAGCACCUGGUGCCAGGUGGAGUCUUAAGAAUCCAAGUAAACGAAAGCGGGUGGUCUCUAAGGGCACAGGGUUAGAGGAGAAUACCAUGGAAUCACCAUAGCGCACCUUUAUUUUGGGGUGAAGGCUUCGUACAAAAAUUUUUAACAAAGUUGCAUGUGCAUUUGCCAGAGGUAUCAGUUUCACCUAUUCUGGUACUUACCUGCACGUCUCUCAAUAACAUGCAUGAUUCUCUGGAUUCUUCAGUGUCAGCAUCUUAUCAACGUCCCAGUGUGGACGAUGAGGGCUUAGAUCUCUGCGUGUCCCGUCUUUGCCCUGCACACGUAGCCUUUGCCUCUCCCCUUACUCCCUGCUAUGUUGUGAUUUAAGCUGGAUCAAGAUUUAGGGUUUAAGUCAUCCUCACUGUCUAAACAUGCUGUUCACAAGUGAGCCAUGAAAUAGAUGGAAAUGAUCCUUUUAUUAAUGCAUUUCUUGCACAAACUGUUGUCCAUACAAUUAUAUUUCUUGUCAUUUGCUUUGUGUUCAUUGUAUUUAUUUCUAAUUCAAUCGCAAACUCCACCAACUGUC
Microcebus murinus (gray mouse lemur) is the source of this 4361-nucleotide messenger RNA. The record is from RefSeq and is a predicted model, not a curated record. NCBI's taxonomy places the organism in Eukaryota, Metazoa, Chordata, Mammalia, Primates, Cheirogaleidae.